Sporisorium graminicola is the source of this 972-nucleotide messenger RNA. RefSeq lists its product as uncharacterized. The record is from RefSeq and is a predicted model, not a curated record. Lineage: Eukaryota; Fungi; Basidiomycota; Ustilaginomycetes; Ustilaginales; Ustilaginaceae. The transcript is spliced from 2 exons. The coding region runs from base 1 to 972 and encodes 323 amino acids.
AUGAACAAGAGACUCGAUGAGCUCAAGAGCACGCUCGUGCAAGCUCCUCCUGCCGCAAGUCAAGCGACAAAGCCGCCUCAGUGGCUGGGAGAGCUGCUGAAAAGCGUGCCCGGUCUACCGGCUGACGCCGUGCCGCACAACCGCCCCAAGCACGCCCAUCUCCAAAGUGCGAUAGCGGCAGCAUCGCUUCAUCCAGCGAUCGAGGCCUGUCUUCACCUCAUUAAUAGCGAUCUGUAUUCUGCGCACUUCCUGGUUCGAAAGGCCCAAGGUGGCAGCCGGUACUUGGACUGGUUGCAUGCCGUGCUGCACAAGCUCGAAGGCGACUUUCGAAACGCCAAGAUGUGGUACACUGACCUCGGAAACACCAAUGCAGGCUCUCGCAGUCAGGCCGAUGACAACAAGAAAACUGACGAGACACCAGCCUUUGGCAGGUUCCACGAGUUCUGGUUUGUACCGACAUGCAACGGAGGCCGGGGUAGCCAGAAGCGCGCUGAUAGCCUCGAGCUGGCAAGCUGCAAUGAUCUCCCGAAUUGCCUUGAGUUGACAGCACAUGGACACACCGACCUCGUCUUUCUCACUUCGCUCGCUGUCAAAGCCGCCUCUUCCAAUGCUGUAAACGACAAUUCGGUCACAGGCGAGUUUGCAAAGCACCACGCCGACACGACGCUUGCAGAAGACAAGAUCAAGCUGUCGCAAUCCGCUUUCGGCCUGCAAGACUUGCAGCUGCUCUACCGUCUACUGACACAUUCAACGAGCUGCCGAGACACGGUCAGAAGCUUGUCGCAGCUCGAGUUGGUAUGGAUGAUCGGAGCCAUGGUACAAGACUUUGGCUGGCGCGCGUACACCAUAGCCGAUACAGUAGAUGCGCUCAAAGUCGAGUCAACUCCAGCAUAUCAGAGUGAAGGUGAUGCACGCAAGGCUAAAGCGUCCAACAUGGUGCUGAACCCUGGACAAGGCCAAAGAAAGUUCUGA